Messenger RNA from Xenopus laevis (African clawed frog), 513 nucleotides. RefSeq names its product coatomer subunit delta-like. The transcript is spliced from 2 exons. Lineage: Eukaryota; Metazoa; Chordata; Amphibia; Anura; Pipidae. The record is from RefSeq and is a predicted model, not a curated record. Bases 39 to 338 code for a protein of 99 amino acids.
AGGCUGGUAAGGCCAUUAUAUCGAAUCAAUUUGUUGAGAUGACCCGCACACGUAUCGAAGGACUUUUGGCCGCUUUUCCAAAGCUUAUGAACACAGGAAAGCAACAUACUGAAAGUGUUCGGUAUGUUUACCAACCCAUGGAGAAGCUCUACAUGGUUCUUAUCACUACCAAGAACAGCAACAUCCUGGAGGACCUUGAAACACUCAGACUGUUCUCAAGGGUGCAGAAGAGGAAGCUGAAGAUAAUGAUGAAGCUCCAACAAAUGAAGAAACAGCUCCUCCCGCUGAAGAACAGCAAGUCCCUGAAGAGGAGGAGAAAGAAGAGGGAGCAGAAGUAGGAGGUUCUGCAGAAGAACAUCAAACCCCUGGAAUGGAGGAGAAGACGACGGAGGAGCAAUCUCCUGCAGUGGAGGAGAAAGAGGAGGGAGUUGAUGGUGAAGAAGAGAUCAUCAAAGAUCCUCUGGUGGAGGAGAGGCCGACCCUCCGAAAACAGUUGAAGGCCAUCAUGAAGAG